Megachile rotundata (alfalfa leafcutting bee) is the source of this 8527-nucleotide messenger RNA. RefSeq names its product serine/threonine-protein kinase Tor (gene Tor). Gene Ontology annotation, cellular component: TORC1 complex; cytoplasm; nucleus. NCBI's taxonomy places the organism in Eukaryota, Metazoa, Arthropoda, Insecta, Hymenoptera, Megachilidae. Gene Ontology annotation, molecular function: protein binding; protein-containing complex binding; protein serine/threonine kinase activity. Gene Ontology annotation, biological process: TORC1 signaling; negative regulation of macroautophagy. The record is from RefSeq and is a predicted model, not a curated record.
GUCAUAAAUUUGGUUAGUCUUUAAAUGUUUAAAACGCAUUUGAUAUUACUUUGGUUAAUAAAGUAUAGCUUAUUUGAAAUAAGUCAUUUUCAUUCGUAAAUAACAUUUCUAUACUCUGUUCUACGAGAGAUCAUACUUAAUUCGCGCAGCUCAGCUAACUUCAGCAGACUCCCUAUCAGUUGGUGCUUACCUCACCAGUCAUAUACGCUGUGAACAAAAAUGUAUCGAUAAGGAGGGGACAUAAUGAUACAUAAGUAGCAUGAAAGGAAUAUUUAAAAUAAAAGAUCACUGGGUAUACACAUUAGCGGCACAAAAGUCACAACAUGCGUGCACAUUGCUCGCGGUUAAGAUGCGUGUUCGAACCAAUGAGGACAGAUAUGCGUAGAAUGAACGAAAACUCGUCAGAUGAUGGGUAUGAUUUCCCGUUUGAAUUAAUUUGAAUGUAUACUUGAAUAGUGUUUAUCAGAAAGAGUGGGGGAAACCUUUCAAAGCAUACAAUUUAGUUGGGCAAACCGUAAUAACCAAUGUAGAGGUUAUAAACUUCUAAUACAUAGUUCUCACGAAGAACGCACUACCUUUAUUUUUCUGUAUUUACUAUAAAUCACAGAAUUAAUGACAUUGACUAGUUCAAUCGUUCGUGUGUGUACAACACAUAGAACUAGCUUGUAAUACAUUUGACUUGUAACCAGUGUGUAUCAAAACAUGAAGAAUUUAUGUGACAGACAUCGCCUCGUAAUAAUGUAGCUGAAGAUACAUUAUUAUCAUUUGAUUCUUUAGAAAAAGUAUAGAAAUAAUGACAAUCAUGAAAAUAUUGUAUCAUCAUGCAAGAUUCGUUUGAUGUCAAAUAGAUAUCAAUACAAGGAAAUUGAAAAAAAUUCAGCUGUAAAAUUGAUAGCAGUAAAUUUUUAACAAUGUUGACUACUCUCUUACAGCAGUUUGUUCAAAGACUUAAAUCCAAAAAUGAAGAAACACGUAAUAAGGCAGCUAGAGAUCUCUGUCUCUAUGUUAAAACAGAACUACGUGAAGCAUCACAAGAAGAAAUUACAGCUUUUAUGGAUGAAUUUAAUCAUCACAUAUUUGAAAUGGUAUCCGGAUCAGACGUCAACGAAAAAAAAGGGGGAAUAUUAGCAAUAAUUUGUCUUAUUGGAGCUGACGUUGGAAAUAUUAAUACACGAACUAUACGAUUUGCCAAUUAUUUGAGAAAUUUAUUACCUUCUAAUGAUGUGGGGGUCAUGGAAUUGGCUGCAAAAACUGUAGGAAAAUUGGCAUUAGUUUCAGGUACUUAUACAGCAGAAUAUGUAGAAUUUGAAGUAAAGCGUGCCUUUGAAUGGCUGGGUGGAGAUAGACAUGAAGGUAAAAGACAUGCCGCUGUUCUUGUUUUAAGGGAACUUGCUGUUUCCAUGCCAACAUAUUUUUUUCAACAAGUAACUCCAUUUUUUGAACUUAUAUUUAAUGCAAUACGUGAUCCAAAACCUGUGAUAAGAGAAGGUGCAGUGGAAGCACUAAGAGCUGCUUUGGUUGUUACUGCACAGAGAGAAACAGCAAAACAAAUGCACAAAUCUCAAUGGUACAAGCAGUGCUAUGAUGAAAUAGUAGCAGGAUUCGAAGAAGUAUAUACUAGAGAAAGGGGAGUUAAUAGAGAUGAUAGAAUUCAUGGUUCUUUAUUAAUAUUGAAUGAGUUACUUAGAUGUAGUAACAUUCAAUGGGAAAGAAAUUAUGAAGCUUUAAUGGAACGAUUGAAUUGUUCCACUCAACAAAAUGAAAAUGAUAUAUUGUCUUUGAUGCCUCGUUUAAAAACAGCUAUUGUUUCCAAGUGGUCCAGUUCUUCUCAAAGUUCUUCUAAUUUUCAGCAAACAUUGUAUCCAGUGCAUGAGUCUGCAGUUUGUCGUUGUUUGAUGCAAGAAAGAUUAGAUGAUAUCUAUAAUGAUGUGAUGAAUCAAAGAAUGUCCAGAAACCCACAUAUUCAGCACGCGCUUAUGAUGCUGUUACCCAGACUUGCUGCAUUUAAUAAAGAGAAAUUCACGAAAGACCAUUUGAGAGAAUCACUAGUAUAUCUUUUAAUGACUUUACGUAGUAGAGAAAAAGAUCGGUAUGCUGCAUUCACUACAAUUGGAUUUAUAGCUGUUGCUGUAGAAGAUUCGAUAAAUCCUUAUCUUUCAAAAAUUAUGGAAGUCAUUAAGAGUUUAUUACCAUCUAAAGAAACGUCUACUAAAAAAAGAGGAGCACCAUUGGAACCAGCAGUAUUUAUUUGCAUAACUUUACUUGGACAUGCAGUAAAACAAGUUAUAGCUGCAGAUGUAAGAGAUCUAUUGGAAUCCAUGUUAGCGACUGGAUUGAGUCCAAUACUUACAACGUCACUUAGAGAACUGGCCCACAGUGUUCCAUCGCUAAAAUCGGACAUAUCUCAAGGACUCCUGCGAAUGUUAUCUCAAGUUUUGAUGCAAAAACCUCUGAGACAUCCUGGUGCACCAUGGACUGCAACUAGUCCUAUUUCUGUUCCUCCAACGGAAGUAGAUAUUCCAUCAACAGUUUUAGCAUUGAAAACUCUUGGAACAUUUAAUUUUGAUGGUAAUCCACUUUUACAAUUUGUUAGGCGAUGUGCAGAUCAUUUUCUUACAUCUGAGCAAGCAGAGGUUCGGUUAGAAGCGGUAAGAACCUGUUCUAGACUAUUACGAUUAGCUUUAAAUCAACCAGGACCCACAGUGACUAAUACCGUUUCUACUGUUCUUGGAAAAUUAUUAGUGGUAGGCAUUACCGACACAGAUCCUGAUGUAAGACUUUGGGUUUUAGCCUCCUUAGAUGAUUCUUUUGAUAUUCAUCUAGCACAAGCAGAAAAUCUAUCAGCAUUAUUUAUUGCAAUGAAUGAUGAAAUGUUUGAAAUAAGAGAAUUAGCGAUUCGUACGAUUGGACGAUUAAGCACGAUGAACCCAGCGUACGUUAUGCCGUCUCUUCGGAAGACCCUCAUACAGUUUUUAACCGAAUUAGAACAUUCGGGUAUGGGUCGUAACAAAGAACAAGCUGCUCGUAUGUUGGAUCAUUUGGUCGUUAGUGCGCCAAGACUCAUAAGACCAUACAUGGAACCCAUUUUGAAAGUUCUGGUUCCUAAAUUGAAGGAACCUGAAUCGAACCCUGGUGUAAUUUUAGGCAUACUACGAGCUAUUGGCGAUCUAGCUGAAGUUAAUGGUGCUGAGAUGCAACAAUGGAUGCCUGAACUUUUGUCUAUAUUGUUGGAAAUGCUUGUGGAUGCUAGUUCCCCAGAGAAAAGAGGCGUAGCAUUAUGGGUUCUUGGUCAGUUAGUUGGAAGUACAGGACACGUUGUAAAGCCAUACAUGCAGUACCCUUCGUUAUUAGAUGUUUUAAUAAACUUUUUAAAAACUGAACAACAACCAAUUAUUAGAAGAGAAACUAUAAGAGUUCUUGGAUUACUUGGUGCUUUGGAUCCAUACAAACAUAAAAUGAACCUUGGGCAAAUUGAUUCUCAACUAGAUACACUUACUUCGAUGGCUGAUACUAAAAGUGAUAUUGAAAAUACGCAAGACUUAACAACAAGUGAAAUGUUGGUGAAUAUGUCUUCGUCAACUUUAGAAGAAUAUUAUCCAGCUAUUGCAAUUGCAACGCUUAUGAGAAUUAUACGAGACCCGACAUUAUCGCAGCAUCAUACAAUGGUGGUUCAAGCAGUAACGUUUAUAUUUAAAAGUUUAGGAAUAAAAUGUGUGCCAUACAUUUCUCAAGUAAUGCCAAGCUUUCUGAACGUUGUCCGUACAGCGGAUGUUAAUUUUCGAGAAUAUCUGUUUCAACAACUGGCCAUUCUUAUAGCCAUUGUAAAACAACAUAUUAGAAAUUAUUUGGAUGAUAUUUUCAAUUUAAUCAAGGAGUUCUGGACUGUGAAUAGCCCACUACAAAGUACAUUAAUACUUCUAGUCGAACACAUUGCAGUUGCAUUAGGUGCAGAAUUUAAAAUUUAUUUGCCACAGUUAAUGCCACAAAUAUUAAGAGUUCUGACACAUGACACAAGCAAAGAUAGAUCAGUUACUGUCAAACUUCUUCAAGCGCUUCAAAAAUUUGGCAAUAAUUUAGACAACUAUCUCCAUUUAGUUUUGCCACCAAUAGUAAAAUUAUUUCAUGCUACUGACUGUCCAAUAAUGGUUAACAGAGUAGCUCUUGAAACGGUGGAUCAUCUGGCUGACACAUUAGAUUUUACAGAUUUUGCAUCCAGAAUUGUACAUCCUUUGGUUCGAACCCUAGAUCAAUGUCCAGAGCUACGAAAUACAGCAAUGGAUACGUUGUGUGCAUUAGUGAUACAAUUAGGGAAAAAGUAUCAAAUCUUUAUAUUACUGGUACAAAAGGUUAUGACGAAGCACAAGAUUAGCAACCCACGUUAUGAUGUUCUAAUCGAUAAAAUUUUAACAGAAACUACUGUUGCUGAUGGUGAAGAUUAUCUGCUAAUACGACAUCGACAUUCAAGAAACAAGAACCGCGAUGUGUCAUUGACAUCGUCGGACACAACCACGAUAAAAAGAUUACAUGUAUCUGCAUCAAAUCUUCAAAAAGCUUGGACAGCAACGAGGAGAGUUUCAAAGGACGAUUGGCUCGAAUGGCUAAGAAGCUUGUCAAUUGGUUUGCUCAAGGAAUCCCCUUCACCAGCAUUAAGAUCCUGCUGGGCUCUUGCACAAACAUAUUCUCAAUUACCUAGAGACUUAUUUAAUGCAGCAUUCGUUUCCUGCUGGACAGAAUUAGAUGAUACAUAUAGAGCAGAGUUGAUUCAAACAUUGCAACAAGCACUGAUGGUUCCGGAUCUUCCUGAGAUCACACAAACGAUCUUAAAUUUGGCGGAAUUUAUGGAGCACUGUGACAAAGGACCAUUGCCAUUGGACAACAAAAUUUUGGGUGAACGAGCAAUGCACUGCAGAGCAUAUGCAAAAGCGUUGCAUUAUAAAGAGGAUGAAUUUCACAAGAGUAGAAACAGUAAUGUUUUUGAAUCAUUGAUAUCUAUCAAUAAUAAACUUCAACAAAAAGAAGCCGCAGAGGGUUUGUUAGAAUAUGUUAUGAAUCAAAAUAAUCAGCAAGAUUUAAAAGUACAAGUUCGCUGGUACGAAAAAUUGCAUAAUUGGGAUAAAGCAUUGCAGUUGUAUAGAGAAAGAUUGGAAAGUGAUUCUACAGACGUAGAAUCGACCUUAGGCGAAAUGCGAUGCUUAGAAGCGCUUGGAGAAUGGGGACAAUUACAUGAUGUAGCCACUAAACAAUGGUCACAUCAAAAUGAUGAGAUCAAACAAAGAAUGGCUAGGAUGGCAGCAGCUGCCGCAUGGGGUUUGAGUCAGUGGGAAAGCAUGGAAAAAUAUGUAUCUUUAAUACCAAAAGACACUCAAGAUGGGGCUUUUUAUCGGGCUGUUUUAGCAAUUCAUGAUGAACAAUACAAUAUUGCUCAUCAACUUAUUGACAGUGCCAGAGACUUGCUGGACACAGAAUUAACUGCCAUGGCAGGUGAAAGUUAUCAAAGAGCUUACAAUGCAAUGGUAGAAGUUCAAAAGUUAGCAGAACUAGAAGAAGUAAUACAAUUCAAACUCGUUCCAGAAAGAAGAUCUACCAUUAAAUCUAUGUGGUGGGAAAGAUUACAAGGUGGACAAAGAAUAGUUGAAGAUUGGCAAAAGAUUAUUCAAGUUCAUACAUUGGUUGUUUCACCACAGGAUGAUAUGUACACAUGGCUGAAAUAUGCAAGCCUUUGCAGAAAAAGUGGUAGUUUAAUGUUAUGUCACAAAACGUUAGUUAUGUUGCUUGGAGUUGAUCCAUCAUUAACCCCUGAUCAGCCAUUGCCAUCCACACAUCCUCAAGUAACUUUUGCUUACUGUAAGCAUAUGUGGGUUGCUAAUAAACGAGAUGAAGCGUACAAUCAGCUACAAAGAUUUGUACAGACAUCUCUGCAACCAACAACUAUGUCAGUUGUGAAUCCAGAAGAUGAAAAGCAACAAGAAGUAAGAAAAAGACUACUUGCUAGAUGUUAUUUAAAGCUUGGAGAAUGGUUAGAGGCUCUGCAAGGCAUAAACGAACAUUCUAUACCGGCAGUUUUAUCUUAUUAUGCUGCGGCAACGGAACAUGAUCCAACUUGGUACAAAGCAUGGCACGCUUUCGCGUAUACUAAUUUUGAAACGGUUCUAUUUUACAAACAUCAGCAGGGUGAAUCAAACGUUGAGAGCACUCCAGGGAAUGGAACUCGUAAUAACCUCUCCAGUUCACAAUAUAUAUCUCAGUUUACUGUACCGGCAGUAGAAGGAUUUUUUAGAUCUAUCAAUCUCUCUCAUGGAAAUUCAUUACAAGAUACACUCCGUUUACUAACAUUGUGGUUUGAUUAUGGACAGUGGCCUGAAGUAUAUGAAGCUAUCGUAGAAGGUAUUCGACUAAUUGAAAUCAAUACGUGGUUACAAGUAAUUCCUCAACUUAUAGCGAGAAUAGAUACACCCAGAGCCUUGGUUGGUCGAUGCAUACAUCAUCUUUUAAUAGAUAUUGGAAAAACACAUCCCCAAGCUUUAGUUUAUCCAUUAACCGUGGCAUCAAAAAGUGCCAGCCAUGCCAGAAAAACUGCUGCAAAUAAGAUUCUUAAAAGUAUGUGUGAACAUAGUCCAACUUUGGUGCAACAAGCAAUGAUGGUUAGCGAUGAAUUAAUUAGAGUUGCAAUUCUCUGGCACGAGCUUUGGCACGAAGGAUUGGAAGAAGCUAGUAGACUAUAUUUUGGAGAAAGAAAUGUUAGAGGAAUGUUUGAUACAUUAGAGCCUUUACAUGCAAUGCUAGAAAGAGGUCCGCAAACAUUGAAAGAAACUUCUUUUAAUCAAGCUUAUGGUAGAGAUUUAAUGGAGGCACAGGAAUGGUGUCAUAGAUACAAAGCAUCGCGUAAUGUCAGAGACUUAAAUCAAGCUUGGGAUCUAUACUAUCACGUUUUUCGACGGAUAUCUAGGCAAUUGCCACAAUUAACUAGUUUAGAGCUUCAAUAUGUCAGUCCAAAAUUGCUUCUUUGCAGAGAUUUGGAACUAGCUGUGCCAGGAAGUUAUAGUCCUGGACAGCCAAUAGUCAGAAUAGCAAGUAUUCAUAGUUCUAUGCAAGUAAUAACGAGCAAACAACGACCAAGGAAAUUGUGUAUAAAAGGUAGUAAUGGUAAAGAUUAUAUGUUCCUUUUAAAAGGACACGAAGAUCUUCGACAAGAUGAACGUGUGAUGCAAUUAUUUGGUCUAGUCAAUACUCUCCUGUUGCAUGACCCAGAUACAUUUAGAAGAAACCUAACUAUCCAAAGAUAUGCUGUAAUUCCAUUAUCCACAAAUAGUGGUUUGAUUGGUUGGGUACCGCAUUGUGAUACGCUACACACUUUAAUUAGAGAUUACAGAGAAAAGAAGAAAAUAUUGUUAAACAUAGAGCAUAAGAUAAUGUUACGCAUGGCUCCAGGUUAUGAUCAUCUUACGCUUAUGCAAAAGGUUGAAGUUUUUGAACAUGCCCUCGAACAUACACACGGUGACGAUUUAUCGCGGCUUCUUUGGCUAAAAUCACCAUCCAGCGAAGUAUGGUUUGAUCGCAGAACAAAUUAUACUCGUUCUCUCGCUGUUAUGUCAAUGGUAGGGUAUAUUCUUGGUCUUGGAGAUCGGCAUCCCUCGAAUUUAAUGUUAGAUCGUUUAAGCGGGAAGAUAUUACAUAUUGAUUUUGGAGAUUGUUUCGAAGUGGCCAUGACCCGUGAGAAGUUCCCUGAAAAAAUACCAUUUCGAUUGACCCGUAUGUUGAUCAAUGCAAUGGAAGUAACGGGAAUCGAGGGCACGUACAGAAGAACCUGCGAAUCAGUAAUGUCAGUGCUUCACCGUAAUAAAGAUAGCCUAAUGGCGGUGUUGGAAGCAUUUGUCUACGAUCCUCUUUUAAAUUGGAGAUUGAUGGAUGCUGCGUUGAAAGGUAAAAGAUCCGAUGCUCAAGGGAUGAGUGCUAGCAGUAAUCAAGAGCAUAGCGACACAUUGGAUUCUCUUACUGCCACGUUACCAAAGAAAGGAGUACCAUGUAGCGUUGAAAAUGGAGGUGAUACUAAUCAGCCAGAAGCGCUUAACAAAAAAGCUCUUGCAAUCAUAACAAGAGUAAGGGAUAAAUUAACAGGACGCGACUUCUCUCAUGAAGAAACAUUAAGCGUCCAACGCCAAGUUGACCUUUUAAUUCAACAAGCUACCAAUAAUGAAAAUUUAUGUCAAUGUUAUAUCGGAUGGUGUCCUUUCUGGUAAACAUAAAUUUUCAUAAGUGAGGUCUUGGAUAUGUAUCAUAUGCAGUCUCGUUCCUGUUUUUGCAUUUUUUAUUAUUAAGGAAUGACUAUAUGUAACACCAUAAUAUUAGAGCAUAUUGUACAUAAAUAAGCUACAUUAUUACAUUGAUUGUAUAUAAUAUUCGUGUUAUUCUCACUUAUCAGGUAUAAUGUACAUUAGAAAUCACGCUUCAGAAGCCUCGUAAUAAUUACUUAUGUAUUAUUUAUGUAAACACCAGAAAACUGCUCAGGAAUAAGAUUAUGGUAACAAUA